Glossina fuscipes is the source of this 17980-nucleotide messenger RNA. It is a transcript of the gene RhoGEF3, whose product is annotated as serine-rich adhesin for platelets. Gene Ontology annotation, cellular component: cytoplasm. Bases 591 to 13844 code for a protein of 4417 amino acids. NCBI's taxonomy places the organism in Eukaryota, Metazoa, Arthropoda, Insecta, Diptera, Glossinidae. The record is from RefSeq and is a predicted model, not a curated record. The transcript has 17 exons. Gene Ontology annotation, molecular function: protein binding; guanyl-nucleotide exchange factor activity.
AUUUUCAACAUUCAUAAAGAACAAUUCAUCCUUUGCAUCCUAUUUCAACUACUGUGAAUAAGAAAAAAAAAACAACAAAAAAAAUAAAUGAAGAUUCUUUAAACAUACCCAAGGAGCCAACAUACUGUGAAGAUGAAACCUCUGUUCGUAUAUACGAUUUUUAUUAGAGAUAGAUAUUAAUCAAAUGGAGAGAAAAAAAAAAGUGUACUUUAACAAGUAUUAACAAAAAAAAAACCCAUAUGUAUGUAUCAAAAAAGGAUAGAUUUAAAGGCAAGAGCGUUAAUGAAAGGCUAGAAUAAAGUUUUAUUAACAUUUCGGUGAAAAACAAAAAGUAAUCGGUCUUUCUAAACGAGUUGUGAUUUUUGUUGUUACUGUUGGCAUACUUUAAACUACGCGUACAUAUGGCUGUGCGUGUGUGCAUAUGUAGUUUUGUAAACUAAAUAAACUUGAUUACAGAAAAAAUUUGGAAAAAAAAAUUCCUUUUACAAGAGAACAUGUAAAAUGCUUUCCAAAUAAUGUUUAUAUGAGUGCAUGCGUGCGUAUAUCCGCAAUAACCUUUGAUCGAAGGGCAAAGAAUAUUUCCAUGGGAUAUGUCUAACGAAAAAUAUAUGGAUCUACGAUAUACUGGCGUUGGUAGCGCCGAGGGAUCUAAUAAAAGUGCAAAACGCCCAAUACGACCAAAACUAUUGAAAUUAAGCGAUGUGACGAUACCACAUCGAAGCCGAAAAAAAACCAAAACAAAGACGAAAGAUCGUUCCUUGUCCUCGGUUCGUGAUCGUAUAUAUGAUGAUCCCGCUUACACCGAUGAUAUUAGCCAUUUGGCUAAUCCAAUGAGGCGUAGCAGUUUUGCUUCGACAAAUUUAAUAAAUGAAGCUACCAGCGGCGUUGGUGGUGGUAGCAGUUCUUUGGGUAAACGUAGCAAGCUUACUAAAGAGUUUUUGAAGAUCGCUCAAGAGGAUUUGGGGCGGCUCGUGUUCAGCAGUUCUGAUGAUGACUUACAACCAGUAGCUGCAGUUAGGAGUUCGGACAGGGGACGAAGUUUGGAGCGUGGUAGAAUGAAAAAGGAGUCCACUAAAGAGCAUAAAUCGAGCCGUUCUGAGAAACUUACUACAAAACGUAAUUUAAGUUUGGAUAAUAAACUACAUGAUUCGCAGCAUAGUGAAAAUGUGGAUGAGUUGAUAUCCGAAAAUCCGGCUCCUUCGAGUUUAACGCGACACAACUUAAGUAAACAGCGCACUGAUGAUAGUUGUAACGGUAGUCGGCAAAGACCUCAAGAAUCUCUACCGGAUCAAGACGAUCUGUUUUCAACGCGUAGCUCUAAGGGAAAAGAUUCUGCAACGACAGCGGAACGCGACACAUCAACUGCUGCUUCUGUCAGCAGUGUGAAUACUUCGAGCACUACUAAAAUGCAAAUGGGCCGCCGUUUUUUGAAAGGUGAAAUUGGUAUAAAAAGUUUUAAUUAUUAUUUACUUAAAGAGGGUCUAAAAAGCUCAAAAAAGUUUGUGGAGAAACAGCGUAACAACCUACAAAUGAAUGCGACGAAUGGCGGUGCCAACAACUUAAACAUAACAACAGUGAGUACCAGUCCCACUAAUGUUGUCACUAGUUCCAUAUCUACUCUAAACAACAAAAAUAAAUUGCAAACUCGGAGUGAGGAGAAUAUUUACGAAGAAAUAUUUUUUAAAGAUGCCCCCUUGAGCGAUGACGAUGAAAAUCAAAACCUCCCAAAUAGCCAACAAACAAUUAACCCAAACUUAUUGCAAACCCCCUCUGAUACAGUGUCACACAGUGGUAAUUUAAUAAAUGAUUCGAUAGUGUACGCUGACUGUGAGUUAUGUAUGCAACAGUGUAAUAGACAAGAGUGUGAUUAUUGCUACAGAGCAGAGAGGGCAAAUAAUGCCGGAAACUCAAGCAGCCAACUACAAUUUCAACAACAAACAUUUAAUUUAAGUUCUUUGAAAGCCAAUCAGGUCGGCAAUAAUUAUCAAAGCCAAACAUCCAUGAUUAUUAAUAACAGCAGCGCAAUUAGAUCAACGGCUAACGAAACCCACGUAACCACAGCUCCCAUCUUAGAAUUUCAGUCUUACAACCCCAAUAAUCCGGGUGUGUAUAAAAUUGAAACUACACCGGUAGCUAUUACCGGUGAUUAUAAUCCGAUUUUGCAAUUUCAACAGCAGCCAUCGUCUAAUAUCAGCGCACAGCACUAUCAAAAUCAAUACUCGACUUCAAAUAACAGCACUGCGACAACAACACCUAGCGAAAAUCAACAGCAACAUCGGCAGAAGCAUCACCAGCAUCAUCUACAGCAACAACAACAAUUUUAUACCAUAAACCACCAACAGCAGCAGAAUACUUAUGGUACACCUGUCAACACCACGUUUUGGUCACAAAACGGUCAAGUAAGACAGCGAAAUAAUCAUCAAACUUCAUCGUAUAAUUUGAACAACCUGAGUUCUGUUGGGGGCCAUUUGUCUAUGCAACGUAUGAAUACCAAAUCUAGUUCCUCUAGUGAUUCCUUGCAGUAUUAUCAUCAGCAGCAGCAGCAACAGCAACAAAAAUUUAAUACUUUAACACAACUAGACGUCAAUCAUUAUGCAGCUAGCCGUGGGGAAGUGUCAACAGCUUCUACACCCUACCUUUACACACAACCCAUGUAUCCGUUAAUGUAUGCCGCUAGUGGACGUUUGGGCGGUUCUCAGAUAUUGUUGGACACGAACAGCUCGGCAGCGUACGAUGCUCCAACCGGUAUUUAUAAGACAGAUUCGCGGGCCUCCAUAUUAAGUGAAUAUUCAUUGUCACGCAGUUCUGAUACCUAUUAUGCUAGUCAGAGGUAUGGAGGGGCUGGUUUAACUCGUCACUUCCCACACACUCAAAUGACUAACACUCACUUUGGAGAUUCUCUUCUAUCUUCGUAUGCAACUUCAGCUCAAAGGCGAUAUUUUGGUAGUGCUGAGAGUUGUCGCUUUGCUUUCGACUGUCGCCGUUGCAGUUUUGAAAAUGUACCAGUAAGCACAAAUACCUCCACUGUACGCAACGGUAAAUGUCCUUAUUCAGAGAACUGUCAUUUUGAUUGUCGAAAUUGCGACUGUUCCUCAAAUUAUUUCUCUUCUGACUUUGAUGAGUUAUAUAGCGGUGGUGGUAUACCUCGAAAAACGGCUAAAGGUACUUUGCCGUCCACAGGAGGUCAGCCCCCGCCAGCUUUAGACGACUACGAAGAGAAUGCGGCUAACGAACGUAAGCAAUCUUUAAAACAAAAUAAAUAUGCUCAAGACUUCUUUAAACAUGUCAGCGAUGUGAAGCGCAGUAUUUAUCAAGCAGAAAUGCAAAGAGCGGGGGUCAUGGAACCGGGCAAUUCAAAGAAACUAUGUGGGAAAGAGAAGAACGAAUCAGAAAAAGAAGAAUGUGGCAGCAUGACAACCUUGCCUCUAAUCAAAGAGCGCUCCCGAAAGCCCACGCCAGCUCCUAGAAAUAGUUUACAUCAGAAUCAAACAACAGCUGGUCAAUUGACACCACAUCCUCUGACAAGACGUUUACAUCAACAAAAAAACGAAGCUAUAGAAGAAAACAAGCCGGAAUACUCUUCGUUGGACCGUUUGGUUAUUAAACAUACUGGAACUAUUCCCAAAAUGUCAGUAAACGACCAAAAACAAAGCCCGCAGCAUGCUUCGCAGACAUAUGGCAAAUCUAACGAACGAUUCCAACACAGCGUGGACCCAGUAGAUAGUAAGCUACAUGGCUCGUCCGUUGCUUCUUUGUCAAAUAAAAGACAUGGAAGCUCCUUGAAAACUUCUACUAGCUUGAAUGCAGCGCUGCCUUUAAAACGACGAGAUAUACCCGCACCACCUCCACCAUCUCCAGCAACUUAUGCUGACUUGCAAGAAUUGCGGUACAGUCUGAAGCAGCAGCAACAACGCUGUCAAAUCACACCAAAUAGUAACAACACAAGCGAAGACGCAGACCGAAAGCUGAAGAUUAGAAAAUAUGGUGCGAGUGACGCCGACCAAGAAAGCGAACAAGCUCUACAUAAUGAAAAAAAUAUAAAAGAAAAGGACAUAAUAACAGAAAAUCUUGUAGCGUGUUCAACAUCGCCCCUGCGCCCACUUUCGACAACAGAACAAUUGCACACAUUGCAUACAACAAUAACAAUGACACCAACUGAGGAUUACCUAACAAUAACUGAGGCCUCUGUUUCUUUGCCAACGGAAAGCGCCAACAAAAGCAGCUUUGAUGUAGUUAGUUGUGGAACAACUUCAACUGAUAUGGCCACCGCUGCGACUAGUGUCUCAAGGGAUAUGCAAGUAAUUGUUAGCGAACAACAGGCUAACGAUGAUGAGUCAACUUUCAAUGUCGACAUUAUUACCAGCAAUAGCAUCGUUAUCCCUAUACAAAGUGAGGCUGCAGUUAACAACGCUAUACAGGCAGCCACUGUAUCUUCUCUCCCUUUUGCGUCUAUUUCCGCUUCAUCAGCUACAGCGACGACUUUCGAUUCCCAGCAACGUGAUCAAAACGAUGACGAUGACGUUUUCUAUGAUGCGCGUAGUGAAGACUCCAAUUGUACGGCAGCCAGUUAUAGUGCAGCAUCCAAUAAACAACAAUCUCACCAUUUUCUCAUAGACUUGGAAGCUAAACGACAAACGCAACCCCACCCCACCCCACUGUUAGCUCAUCAACAGGAAAUGAAACAACAAAACCUCGAAGCAAAGGAAAUGCUUGAAGAGCGACAAAAACAGGAGCAACAAUCUAAUGAAAACUGUUCAAUUCAAAAUAAAAUAAACGAACAAAAAAAAGAGAAAACUAUGCAAAAUCAUGUGGAAAAUAUUAAUAACCUUAACGAUAAUAACAACAAACACAACGAUAACGACAAUAAGGAAAAUGCAACAGCCUGUAGUGAUGUAGAUAACAACCAUGACCAAAGUGACAACAACGAUGUUGACGAUAAUGGUGAAAACGGCGCUGGAGAAGUAAUAUCAACAGAAAAGGACAAUGCCAUAAACGCAAUUGUUACAACAGCCACAGCGAUAUUAACAUCAACAACAACAACGAUAACAACACAAUUAGUCAAGGUUAACAGUAUAUCUGAAUAUGAAAAAACAAGAAAACAAACGAAAUGUAUAGGAAAAGAAUCUAGUAAUGCAAUCGUUAAGCACAUAACAUCACGCGGUGGUAAAGAUAGAAAUGCAGAGAAACCUGAAAAAAGGUCUAAACACAAUCGAAAAGAACCAGAAAAGGAAGUAAAAACAAAACUGACAAUGAACCUGGACGACGAAAAGACCAAAACACAUACGUCGACCACAACAAUAAGAGAAACAUCAACAACCACAGCAACAGCAACAACAGCAUCAACGUCUAAAUACACAACAGCAGCAGUGACAAUGAAAAAGCAACGAACGCAACGUCGCUCGCCCAACUCAUGUCAAGGCAAAUCACUAGCACCAACACUAAGUUGCGAUACAUGUUGCCAAGAGGAGUAUAAACCAGAAUUGUUAUUACAGCAGCAUCUGCAGCAGCAUGAGAAAGAUCAUACGCAACACUCGUCGACGCAGACAUUGAAGCCACCGACUUUGCAUAUAGGUAAGGCUGGUCAACCAACUCGUCUUUGUGCUAGACGUAAAGCGAAUAGUAAAGAAAGAGCGAGCAAAACAAAACACGAAAUCAAAACCAAAAUUAUAUACAGCAGCGAAAAACCAGAAAGCAUCGUUACUAACAAUAACAGAGAAACCGGAUUUAUAACAAAAACCACUACAGCAACAGCAAGCUUAAGUGAGGCAUGCGCUAAAAAUAUAAAAUCCACAAAUGUUGCUGACACCAAAGAAAGAACGCAUAAAAGGAAAGAGAGAAAAUCCGAAAAAUCAAAAACAAACGAAAAUCGUUUAGUUGCCGAUAACGUAGAAGUUGAAAAAACUGAAAAUGAAAUAAAAAAAGAUGCAAAGCACAUUGAAAAUGUUGAACAGCAUGCUGAAGACGUUGUUUCCGGAGUGAUAGUGGAUGCUAUUAUAAAAUUACAACAUGAAACGGAGCAAGGAAACGACAAAUCUCCAUCGACGACUACGGAAUCGUUGACGUUGGCAGCCAUAAACGCCAACGUAAGCCUGCCUUCGUUACCAACUGACGUCGAGCAGACGAAUAGCAUCACCACUGCCGAUACUAUUGAGACCAACUCUACAGCCUUCAGUAACUCUACAACCUUCAGUGUCACAGCACACUCGCUUAGCAGCUCUGUGACAGUUCCGACAGCUCCGGUUAUAACUACUAUUGUAAACCCCACAGUCUCUUUGGAUAGUGACAGUAAAAAAGCCUCAGUAUGGCUGCGUCAAGAUUAUACUUGUUUAGAUUCCAGUGAAGCUCAGUCGGAUGACAGUCACUUAACGCGUGAUUCAAUCACAAGAGAAUCACAAAACGACGAGCUUUCUUCGUCGACUUUGGAUAAAAUUGAUAUAACUACCUUACCGCUGCCAGCGUUGCCACCUAAAAAGAGACGAACGAAACUACGUGUUAGCCCUUUGAAGCAUUGUCAUAAUCAUAGAUAUGAUAGCGCUACAGACAAUGUUGCCACAGCUGACGGACUAAAUGAUUUGAAUUCUCGCCAAACUCAAGUAAAUCCAACUUGCAAUCGCAAUUUGUCGGCAUUUAAACAAUACGCAUCGAAACGUAGAGAAAGCUUAGAGGCAUCUACGCGCAGUUUCAACGAGAAACUGGAAGCGCGCAGAAUGCAUUAUCAUAUGGGAGCAGGAGGCAGUGGAGCCGCAAGUUCUACAACUUCAGGAGCGAGCGGUCUUUCUAUGCCCACUUAUUUAUUUGGUGAACAUUAUUAUGGUAGUGGUUUUCCCUCGGCCGUAAGAUCUCGCAAAUGUGCCGGUCCUUCUUCCAAAGAAGAAAUUUAUUUGAAUAAGUCUGGCUGGGUUCAGGUGAACACCAAGCGGGUUAAUGAUGAAAAUCGCAGUUAUCGUCACGGUACCUAUGCCCACCAAAAUGGUGAUUUGCGGAAUACCAUACGUGUCGUACAAAUUGACAAUACCCGCAGAUCCGACGCUUUCGCCAGACAGACACGUUUGCAACAUCAACAUUCAAUGGCAGAAAUGCCCAAGUUUAUGGUUAGUAAAGUGGAAGAAUUGAUACAAAGGAAUGAAGCACGCUUAGGUAAUUGCAAUAUCCGUGAUUCGACUUUAAGGCCUGGCUAUCGAAUUGUUGAUCCACAACUAGCCAGUAUACUAAAUGAUAGGCCUGGCUUUUUACCAGUAAAAAAUCAUGAUAAUGACUCCCCGCCUCCCAUAACUCCCAUAUUAUCACCGCCACCUGCCUUUCAAGACACGAAAAGUAAACAUUUGGACAGAAGACGUCCUGUUUCCAGUCGUUCCCCAGUCAUCGUAACGCCACAUUAUCUUACCACCUCAAACAGUUUACAAGCACAAUCGGUAAAUGGCGGUGUCGCGGGCAAGGGAAUGGUUUUCUCACGCAGUUUCGAAUACGAUACCCGACGUCCACCGCCUACCGAUGCCUAUGUUAACACAUUUUCACGUAGCUUCGAUGGAAACCUUACAGAACGACUACCACCACCUUUGCCACGACGUGACCGUUCUCCAAAUUUUAGUACGCUUACCGGCAAUUCACCCAAUUAUCUAACAAAAAAAGAUUCCGGCGGAGGUAGCAGUGGUAGCUUGCGCAGCCGUGAUUCAUCGCCCAAAUACCAAUCGCCCGCUGCUUCUGUCUCAUCAUCAAUGCAAUCACCACAAACUCAGAAAACCACUUCCUAUCUCAAUACAUCAGUUAAAGAGGCACCACCUUCGUAUAGUGUAGCUGGUCACGUAGCUGGCAAUUCAACACACAAAUAUUCACCACGUUCAUCGUAUCAUGAACGAACGUUUGAGCGCUCCAAAAGUCAAAAUGUACCUUUGGGCCGCUCACGUAAAUCGCAAUUCAGUCGAACAAGUAGCGGAGGUCCGGGCGUAAAUCAGGUCAAUAAUAUAACAAUGUCCAGAUUUCGCAGCUUUGAUACGACAAUUAGCCAACGGUUGAAUUCAUGCGACAGUGGAGCCCGAUCUGAUCUUUCUAAUGAUGAGUUAGAAAUUGAAAAUGAUGACGCCGGUUCAACGGAAUUUUUAAAUACUAACAAUUACCUUCCUUCCUCUACUCUAUCACCGUUUAAGCCGCAACGUCAACGUUCUUUGACACCGGAUCGUAAUGAGUCGCAUAGUUCGUCAAGUAGCUUACGUAAACAACGAUCUCUUACGCCGGAAUCGAGAUCUUUAACACCCGAAGACAGACGUAAGAAAGGUUCGCAAAUCUCUUUAAUAGGCUCACGCCAGAAUUCCAGUUCACGUAGCAAUACCCUAGAGCGUAAACAUGAUAAAUUAAACGUCUCAAGAAGUUCUUCGAGCUCUAGUUAUAGCGGUCGGGAAGGACAUGAAGGUCACGGGUAUGGUUCUGGUGUGGCGGUGAACGUAACAACGAUAACUCAACACAGACGGUCGACUGCUCGAAACGCUAAACAAUCGGAUGAACAUCGCAUUCGGAGAUCCAGAUCCCUCCAAUUAACUGAACGUUCCCCAAAUCGCGGCCAUAAAAUGAUCGUUUGCGUAGGUGGACAAACACAUACGACUUCAAAUAGUGGGCCAACUUAUCAACAGACGAAUAUUAGAGGAAAGCUAGCGAACAAUUUUCCGCCCACUAUAAGAGCUACUGGUAAAUCGCAGUCAAUAUUAUUGAAUGCAACGAAUGGCGGCAACACGCGACUGCGUCAGAACGAUAUCGAUAAGAGUCGUUCAUUUGAUUUCGAUUAUUGUAAUUAUAACUCGCCCAAUAAUACUGUAAGGGGUCAUCAUAGCAACAGCUCGUUGCUUGGAAGUGCGGCCGGUUUAUUGAAUCGUGAAGCUAAUUUGCGUUUAGAUUUUGAUAAAUCGCAUUCGUUUGACGAUGAUUAUCAUGAUCCUUUGACAAGUAAUAACAAUUUGAACGCAGCAGCCAUGCGCUAUUUGCAAGCUAUAGACGGUAAUGGAACGGCAGGAGUCAGAUUGCGACGCACGUCACCCGUAGAAGGUGGUAGGAACAAUAGAUCUCCGCAGUCAUCGGGCUCAUCGUGCAAUAAUCUCAGUGUACCCCGAUCUAGUACAAGUCCACAAAACUACGGCACUCGCUUGUGUGAUCAUGAAAUGACUUUCGAUUUGCUACGCAAAUCAUUAGAUCGUUCACCUAUUAUGGAUUUCAGACGGAACGAGAAUGCUGCCAGUGGUGAUUAUGAUUUUCCUGCAUUACAAGUUAGAAAUAGGGAAACCAUUAAGUCCGGCGGUAACAGCGAACUGAAUUUUUUGAACGCCGACGGUCGUCUAUACGAGCACUCAUUGAAACAGCAACGAUCGUUGCGUAGAACCCACAGUCCCAAUGAAACUCUUUCAUACACUCAUGCUUCAAGGAAUGAUGUAACACCACCUGAAAUCUCCGAUUAUAGGAGCGAGUACACACAGAUAUAUAAUCGCAAUCGCGAUGCGGUACAAAGAACCAACAAUCGCGGCAGUCAUUUAAGCUCAACCACUAAUAUAGAGCAGCCACACUUGAGUUGUCUGCCACAAUGUUCAUUUUGGCCACAAUGCGGUGAUUGUCAAGACUAUCAAGAGGAACCAAAUCAACAGUCGUAUCAGUAUUCUUUUGAAAAUGGCGAUUAUUUCAAGUCAUUGCCGAUCAAAAGGCAAAAUUCUUUACAAUAUCCACGUAUUACUCGCGAAACUGAAAGUCGCAAUUUUUCAAUGAAAGAGCAAAACAGUUUGCCUAGCAGCAGUAGUUGUCAUGUGUCAACUGUUAAAGUGAACGUUAAUAUCAUGAAGUUAGAAACCGAUGGAUUUAGAAACAACAGUGGCAGCAGAAACAGUAGUUGCAUCAACGCCAAUGUUAACGGUUUCUCAAUCAAUGUUAAUAACGAGGCAGAGACAUCUUUUUCAGCACUUUCAAUGCCAACAAACCGCUCCAAAGGCCCAUUAUGGCGCAGCAGCAGCUGUAAUUCUUCUCAAUGGACUUUAUUGUGUAGUGGGAUUGCAGCAAUUACCACCAACACGGACAUUAGUACUACCUCUAUUACGACCACUACUAACACAAACACAACAACAACAAUCACCACGUCUACUACUUUAACCUCAUUAACUUAUAAAACACAGUUAAAUAACACAAUGGUGAACGUCAAAAUGCCGACCACAUCAACGCCAUCUCUGUCACUGUUCACUUCCUACUCAUCAACUGUACCAACAACAAACACAAUACCAACAAUAACUUCAUCGACUUCUUUGUUAUCCACGGGCUUUUCAAAACCGUCGUCGUUAUCAUCGCCAUCAUCAUCAUCAUCAUCAUCAUCAUCAUCGUCAUCGUCGUCGUCGUCGUUGUCGUUGUCGUUGUCGUCGUCAAUACCAACGAAUGCGUUAAAUUGCUCAGCAGCCCGUGUUAUACCUUUGACGGCCACAUCCCUAGUACACUUAGGUAAUUGUGAAAUACCCGUUUGUUGCGAUCACGAUUGGGGGAAGUUCACAGUGACACAACUUGCCAGUGACGAUUCAACAAAAAAUACAAAAAUUGUAUCAGCAUGUGACGGCUUCGAAAGGAAUUUCUCUGUCUGUUGUAGAUUUAACUCGGAUAAUAAGAAAUCAACUAUUCCUGAAAGCAACAAUAAUAGCAGCUUCUAUAAAGACUCAAAACCUUUAAAAAGUUUAUCUCUACCGGAUCUAAAAUUAACACAAAGAAGAAAUUCACGUACAGUGAACACAACGGCAACCACCAAUGGCGGCGUUUGCAUCGUUGGUAUACGAAAUAAUUUUACUUCAAAUAUGUUUCGUGCCGUUUCGAGUCCUUCAUUAACCGCUAGCGCAUUAGAGCAAGAAGUCUCCUCAAAUUCCAAAAUAUGCGGUCCUAUUAAUUCUAGUCAAUUGGAUAGCAACACCAACAGUGACACUAAUUUAACUAACAACACGACCUCUAGUAUCAAUCAAAUGCCAUCUAACCAACAUGUAGGAGUGCUUCAGAAAUUUAAGCGCACCUUAACUAAUUUCAAUAGGCAACCAUCAACACAACCAUCAUGCCAAAACAGUUCUUUACAAAAUUCCCAUAAUUUGGACUCCAUUCACACAACAACAACAGCAGCAACAAACGGUCAAUUAAUCACGUCUGAAACAGAUAUUACAAGUGAUAGCACCGAUAAUGCAUCGACCAGGUAUCGUUUUGGCCCAUUAAUAUGGCGUUCUUCUAAGGAGCGACGUAAAACUAAACACAACCGUCGCGAUAAAUGCAAUAGCGGAGAUUCUGGUAUACAAAUCGAGCUGGAAAAUGAUGAACAAUUUUCUCGCGUUUUGGUCAGCAAUGUUAACGCUGAUGUUGGCAAAAUUCAAGACAGUGAAAUGAGUUCCUUAAAGGUGCGUUCCGUACGUCGGACUAGUUCAGCUAAAGUUUCUUCAUUAAUCGACCAAAAAUCGCCGACUAGUGCAGGGAAUAAAGCAAAGUUUUUAAGACGCUUUGAUUUGCACAAUGAACGAGAAGCUCCUGAAUCUUUGCCCACUCGUUCCUUAAGCCAACCAAGUGGCUUAGAAUCGUUCGGCAUGAAUCGCAACGAUUUGGAAGCUGAUAGCGACAGUGAUAGCGUAACAUCGCACGAUGAUGCGUCUAAUUAUUAUCCUGUUUAUGCGGAAGUUUUGUAUAAUUUCACUGCUGCUGGUCCGCAGGAGUUGGGGUUAGAAAAGGGUACGCUAAUUGAAAUAUUACGUAAAGAAGUUGGUCCCUGGUGGUUUGGCCUCAUUAAAAAAGAAGGUGUAAGCUUGGUAGAGGAAAUUCUAGAUCCUGAAAUGGGAUGGUUUCCCAAAGAAUUUGUACGCGUUAUACAGUCACCCGACACAGACGCUUUUUACUUAGAACACAUAACAAUGCAGCAGUUGCAACAUCAACGCCAACAUUUACAGCAAAAGCAGCAGCGAGACCAUGAACGUUUAACACAACAGCAGCCAUCAAAUCUAAGUUUAUCAACUAGUUUCACUUUAACGCCGAGUAACACCAGCUUAGAGGAUAAUACUAUUGAUAAGCCCGUGAUUGAUCACCAGCAUAAUAAUGUCACAACCAUAGUAAUUGAAUCAUCAACACUAAACCACACGGAUACCGCCUCAAAUACAGCAACCGAGAUAGCUGAUUGUAAUAGCAGCAGAACUAAUUUAGACGAAUUAGAUUGUUCGCAAACAGACACUAACAUCUCCACAGCACAGCAGACUACAUUAUACACCUCUCAGAGUCGUAAUGUCGUAAUUAGCGGAAUAGAUAUAUUACGACGCAGUGCAAUUAAAGAAUUAUUAGAUACUGAAGUCAACUAUGUUAAAUUAUUGGCGUCUAUAUGCGAAGGCUAUUUACUCACCAUGAGCAAACGCAUUGACAUCUUCUCACCAAACAGUAUACGUUUAAUAUUUUCGAAUAUUACUACCAUUUAUAAAUUUCAACGUAAAUUCUUGGAAGCGUUACGCAAAGGUAUAGAGCAGAAUCAAGUGGCAAAGGUCUUCUUAAAAAUGCACAAAGGUUUCCUUUGCUAUUCUUCCUAUUGUAAUGAGUAUCCGCGAGCCUUAAUCGAAUUAGAAUCUUACGAGCGGGUCAAAGACGCUCGUACCAUAUUAGAUAAUUGUCGUGAAUCGGAGAAUUUAGCUGAAUUACCUUUGUCCGCUCAUUUACUUGCUCCUGUGCAACGGAUUUGUCGCUAUCCUUUACAUUUAGCCGAAAUCCUCAAAACCGCUUGUAAAGUAAGCGAAGUAUCCAACUAUCAAUUGGCCGAAAACGAACAAUUGGUGGACGUUAGUCAAUUGUAUAUACCUGAUACGCGUGAAACGCUAGAUAUGGCUUUGGAAGCAAUGAAAAGCAUUACGGAGGCUGUUAAUGAGGGUAAACGUCACAGCGAAACUAUCGCUCGUCAUCAGGCCAGUUUUCAAAAUUUCAAAGGUCCACCUUUGCAUCUAUAUAGUACACGUUUCUUUCUGCAAAUUGAUGCUACGCGUCAGAAACAAAAUCUAUGGAAUAGCAGUAGUACUUUGUUUUUAUUUGAUAAUCAAUUAAUUUAUUGUAAGCGCGACAUUCUAAAAAGAUCGCAAUUCAUAUACAAAGGCCGAAUAUUUUUGGAUCGUUGUCGUGUGAUAAAUGUACGUGAUGGCAAAAUGUUCGGCCAUACUAUUAAAAAUUCUUUAAGAAUUUAUUGUGAGGCGCGGGAUAAAUGGUUCGAUUUCAGUUUUCGUUCAGCUAAUAGAAAACAUCGAUUUCUCAGCACUUUGGCUUUGGAGAGGCAAUUCGGUGGUAAGCCUUUGUAUGUAUCUGAAAUGGCCGGGUUCGAAUAUGCUUUCGAAGAGCGAGAUUACUCCGAUCAGUCGGACUAUGAGACCACAGAGCAUGAACAACAAGGCUUGGGCUCAUCAGUAAGCAGUCAUAGCAUUGGCGGUGCUGGCCACAGAAUGAGAGAAUUUUUAUAUGAAAGUAAUAAUCCGGCAAAUUCAUUAAGCGGUGAUUCUUCUGUACCAGAAUCGCCAGCAAAAUCUUUUAAAUAUUCCGAUACUUUACCAAAAAAAUCAAACUCGAAUAUGACUAAUAACAGCAACAGCAACAACAACAACAUCCACAGCAGCAAUAACAGCAGGAAUGACAAUAAGGUUUCAUCAGAAAGCAAUACCGGUUCCUUAGGUCGCCGCAGAUUGGGAAAUUGGUUUAGGAAACCGAAAAGCUCGGCAUCCACUCCCAACCACUCGCCAACACAUAAACCUGCAGUAUCAGCUCACUCAACCGGAGAUUUACUGUUGGGAGGCUCUGAGUUAACUGAAACAUACACAUUAUCAGAAUCAAGUGGUUUAAGUUCUUAAAACUAUCUAAGCACACUAUAAAUAUAUUUUUCAAACAUUUCUUUAUUUUCUUUUUCGCGGACGGUUCUCAAGCGAAAAAGGAAACAACAACUUAAAACUAUUUAAGAAAAAUUUUAAUAAAAUUUUGAAAAGAAUGCGACCUACUUUCAGCCCCCCUCGUGUGCGUGUGUGUGUGUGUUUUUUUUUUUUUUUGCUUUGCGAGCUAGACGUAGAAAAUCUUCAAAAGAUACUACCGGUUCUUAGUAGCAGCAUGCAUGAUUCGCCAUCCAUGGUGCCUACAUACUGAAAACCUACCCUCACACGCUUUCCCAGCGGGACCACCGUUAGAUAUUACUUCGUGGAGGUUGAUUGUCCUUAGCACGCUUACGAUGGUGGGACCUCAGUGUAAUACUCUGUCGGCUUCCACUCCCUCUGCUCUCCACCCGCUGUCUUUCAAGCCGCCGUAGUUCUUUGAGCACUCCGCUUACAAAGUCGCCUACGGUGCUCCAGACCUCUUUGCUGGCAGUUAACCCCUCCAAUAUUUCACUCUGCUCUAUUUGGCGUCUGGGGUUCUUGUACCUUCUGCAGCGAAAGAUGCUAUGCUAUGCAUCUUCGUUCGUUUCCGAGCAUGUCGGGCAAUUUGGUAACUUGUCGUACCUGAACAGUUACUUUCGGAAACAGCCAUGGUCAGUCAGGAACUGGCUGAGGUAGUAAUUUACCUCAUCGUGUGGCCUCCAUUGCAUUAUAUUUGAGAUAAGAAUGAACGUCCGUCUUCCUUUCGUUGUUCUUUCCCAACGCGAUUGCGAAGUCCUCAUCGGCGCAAGCCGCUCUUCUUUUAUUAUGGCCUCUGGGGAAGGGGCGUCGAUGCGGCUCUUUUCAUGGAUGGGCCUCAUUUCGUCCGCCAAGAUGUCGAUUAGCAUGACGCUAGUAAUCACAAGGGCAGCAUUCUCCGACACUGUCCGGAAUCCACAUAUCUGCCUAAGCGUACUAAGACGAUAUAUUGCCCCAACUUUCGGUACACUGCCUUCACUCUGUGUGCACCGGCCCAGACUUGGCUUCCGUGCAUCAUGUCCGAAGUUAUCACCGCGGCUGUUACUUUUCGAUUGGUGACUUUCGGGCCUCCAAUAUUUGACAUAAUCCUUGCUAACGACGCCUGGAUGCCGGCAGCUUUCUCAGCCGCGUACUCAACGUGGUGCUUAAAGUGGAGUCGAUGGUCGAGCAUAACUCGAAGAUAUUUCAGGGCAGAAGAUGACUGCACCGUUUUUUGCCCCACUCGUGUACAGCAUGUUUCCACGCACUUCCGGCUGAUUAUUAGCACCGCCUCAGUUUGAUCCUCUGUUACCUCUAGCCCCAUCUCUCCUAGCCACGCCUUCACUUUAACGAUAGCCUCGUUAGCCCUCGUUUCCACCUACGUAACGCAUUUUGCAACCACUACGAUUGCCAUAUUGUCGGCAAAGCCAAGACAAUCGUUGCUCCUGUAGGUAGGUUAAGCUCAAAAACACCGUUGGGCAUUAUGUUCCACAAGAGAGGACCAAGAACUGGUCUUUCUAUGACACCCGCCGUUGCUUUCCAUUUCCGUUAUCAUACACUAACGUGCCUUUCCAAAGGCAGCUUGUUAUUAGCUGAAGUAUAUACCUUGGAACCUGCAUUCUUAUGAGGGCUUUACGAAUACUUACCCAGUCCGCCGAGUUGUAGGCGUUUUUCACGCGUAGUGUAAAGACGGCGCAGUACUUUUUAUCUCCGCCCCUCCAUCGGACUCCGGCAAUAGCGUCUGAAGCAAGCGCCACAACAUGAUUUAUGGCAUCUAUCGUAGACCGUGCUCUUCUGAAUCCGUACUGGUUAUCCGAGAGAGCACGCCUUUCUUCGCCCACGACGACGACUAGCAGGCGUUGGUAUACGAUCCUCUCCAAUACCUUGCCCAUUGUAUCUAAAAGGCAGAUGGGUCGGCAUGACGAUGGCCCGUUCGCUGGCUUAUUAGCCUUCGGCAUGAGAACCAACCUUUGGACCUUCCAUUCAUCUAGGAUUAUACUUUCUUCCAGACACGUUGCAGCAUCGUCAUGAAGACGUCCGGCCUCUUUCGUAUCGCUGCCUUUAAGGCCUUGUUUGGAACUCUGUCCGAGCUAGGAGUUUUUUGUCCCCAAAUCCUUUUGCAGGCGGUCAAAAGCUCGUCGUUAGUAAUUACUUCAUCUUCUCCGCCGUGGAAGUCUACCAACACGUAGGGCGGCCUCUGCGAAACGAGUGUUGCUACUAAUGGCCGGAGCCUGAGCGGACAUGGGACUUACGGCGUCCUCUGUCCUUUGACCUUUUUCAGGACGACUUUAUAUGCCGUUCCCCACGGAUUGAUGUCGACAUCCUGGCAUAUUCCAUCGAACCUUCUCCUUUUGCUAGCCCUUAUGACUUUCUCUAAGUCACUGCGCAAGUCUCUGUAGAGUGUAAGCAGUUCAUUAAAGUUUGCCGUCUGGCUUUCAAGCAGUUCGCUCUCAGGGACGCUAUCUCGUCGGUCCACCAAUAGCACGGAGAUCCUUUUCUAGCUGUAUUUCUUCUUCGAGGCAAGCAGCUUUGUCACGUUUCUCUGGAGUUGGCCAGCCAUGCCAUCACCCCUUUCGUAGGAGUCCAUAAUGAUGUUAAAGGCAUCCUUAUCGAAGAACGUGUCACUCGACUUCGGCCGGGUAGUUUUGGGCCAUCUAUUCCCUCCGGUUUGUCUGGUUUCUAUGUCGGGGAAGAUGGCCUGGUUAUCGAUGUUUGUAUACUCUUCACUCAACGACCACUUGCACCUCGCCACUAGGCUGUCACUAACAAAAGUGAGAUAUGCUUUCGACCAACUUCCUGCCUUACGAAACGUAUCCCUCCGCCCAUCAUUCAGAAGAGAUACUUUCAGCACAGUGAAUGCCUCCAACAAGCUGCGUUCUCUCGCAUUGCAGGCCCUACUGUCCCAGUCGAAGGCCUAGGCAUUGAAAUCCCCCGCAAUUAUUACUGACGGUUUCUCUCGGGCGUCUACCAUGAGUUCACCUACCAUGUGCUGGAAUUCGUAUUGUGCCCAGCUUGAAGGAUCGUAGCUACAAAUUUUUCACUUUCGCCCUAACGAGUCAACUGUGCUGGCAGUCCACAUCCAAAACUGCUAUAGGUGUGGGCGUCCAAGUUGCUGCUUUUGUGGACGCAUUGGUUACCGAAGUACCCUGCCCUGCCCUUCGGUAUAGUUCGCUCAAUACUACCAGCUCCAUCUCUUCCUCAACGACGGUUUGCGAUAUAAAACUAAUAUUAAUACAUUUCAAAAUAAAAUAAUGCGAUUUUGCAAUUGAACAUAACCAUAAUGUAUAUAAGUUGCAAAACCUAAUAAUAAGUUCAUCCGUAACUGUAUAAUUACAAUAAGUUGUUAUUAUAAUAUACUAAACAUUGAAGUCUAAUACUAUUCUAUAAUAUUUUUAGUAACAUUUAAAUUUUCUUAAAGAAACUAUCGGUUUUACAUAGACGGUGGCGAUAAAUGGAUGUUUGCUUCGAACAUGCUUUUUCAAAAUGAACAAAGUUGAGAUCUACGUGUGUGACGUGAGUGGACACACACUUUCAAGUAAUCAAUGGACUUUGGUUUUCCAAUGGAUUUCUAAUGUCAAUUAUCAAAAAACAUUUGCUUCAAAAUUAUUAACUAAUAAAAUAUUGAUUAUAUUAAUAAUUUACUUCAACGACCAACAGCGGAACUUUGUAUUAAAUAAAAAUUUUUAAUUUUAUUUGUAGUAAUUAAGUAACAAAAUUUGUAUCAUUGUAUUAUUGUCAUUAUUAUUUUUCUAUUUAUAUACAUAUUUUUUUUAAUUUAAUAGUUAAUAUGUAACAAAUAUCAAACAAGCAAACCGAAGACCUUUAAAAAAAAUAUUUUCAUAUGCUAUUUAAGAUAAUCUCUUUGCGGCCGAUACUGCCUUUAUUAAUAUUUGAUAGAUUUCUAUUGUUCUACCGCUUUCACAAAUGAUUCUGUGUAUGACCUUUAAAUCAAGUCUUUCUCAGUUACCUUAAAUUGGAUAAAAUUUUUACAUGUGUUCACAGCGGACUCGUUUAUUAAAUAAUGAGGAGCUUCUCGAGUCUUCUUUUUAACCAUUAUGUUUAUUCAAUUAAUUUUUUUAAACUUAGCUCAUAAAUUAUUUCUAAAAGUUUUUUUUGUUUUUCUUUUU